This is a messenger RNA of Letharia columbiana, 2445 nucleotides long. RefSeq lists its product as uncharacterized. Gene Ontology annotation, molecular function: GTP binding; GTPase activity; U3 snoRNA binding. The transcript has a single exon. The record is from RefSeq and is a predicted model, not a curated record. Gene Ontology annotation, biological process: ribosome biogenesis; endonucleolytic cleavage of tricistronic rRNA transcript (SSU-rRNA, 5.8S rRNA, LSU-rRNA); maturation of SSU-rRNA from tricistronic rRNA transcript (SSU-rRNA, 5.8S rRNA, LSU-rRNA). Gene Ontology annotation, cellular component: nucleus; preribosome, small subunit precursor. NCBI's taxonomy places the organism in Eukaryota, Fungi, Ascomycota, Lecanoromycetes, Lecanorales, Parmeliaceae. The coding region runs from base 1 to 2445 and encodes 814 amino acids.
AUGGCACCACUGACAGAGCAUCAUCACCGGAACACCACCAAGAUUUCCCACAAACCAUUCAAGUCGCGGCAUGCCACCAAGAGCCUGAUUCGAGAUUUGGCCAAAGGGAAAGUUGAGGGCACGGAGGUAAAGCCCAACAGGAAGACACCUCAUCAGCAAAUCAUGUCCAAAUUUGACAGGAAGAACCAAGCCCGCCAAAUAAGGCAGACAAAGCACCAACAAAAUGUCAAGUCCUCGAGUGUCUUUGCUGGACAGAAUGGGGCACCAAGGGUCAUCGCGGUUGUACCCUUGUGUGAAGAUAUGAACGCAGUAGCUGCAAUACAUAAAUUAAAUCAAGCGGUGGAUGCAGAGUCCCUCUGGCCGCUGGAAGGGCAUAUGAGAGUCCGAGUGGAUCGUUUCAAGCAGAAUCUGGUAUACGUGCCGGUUGAACGAGACCUCAUGACUGCUCUUGAUGCAUGCCGGUUGGCAGACUUUGUAAUCUUCCUAUUGUCACCUACAGAGGAGCCUGGGGAGGAGGGAGAGCUACUGCUCAAAAUGAUUGAAGGCCAAGGCGUGUCAAAUGUGCUUACGGUGGUGCAGAAUCUUGACACCGUCGAACCAGCCAGAAGGCGGCCGCAAGUUGUUACCUCUUUGAAGUCCUACAUUACCCAUUUCUUCCCAAACCAGGAGAAGGUUCUGUCACUGGAUGCGGAAAGCGAGUGCUCUAAUGUUAUCCGCUCUCUGUGCACUACGACACCAAAAGGAGUCAAAUGGCGAGAAGACAGAAGCUGGAUGCUGGUGGAGAAUGUGCAAUGGCCAAGCAACCUCGUUGAAGCUAGUACUGAAGGUGAAGUAGUCGUUACGGGAGUUGUACGUGGAAAGGGACUCAAAGCCAACAGGCUUGUACAAGUAGGCGAUUGGGGCCAUUUUCAGAUCGAGAAGAUCACAGAUGCAACACUCCCUAUAUCAAAAAAACGAAAAGCUGACGAAAUGGCGAUUGACGAGGCAAAGAACGAUGAGGUUCUUGAGGCGCCAGACGCAGAACAGGAGGACCUUGCAGAGCUUGCACCUUAUGAGGCUACUAUGAAAGAUGUCGAUGCUCUUUCGGCUUCAGAAGCGCCUACUGAGAAACGAGGAGUCCUUCUUGAUGAUCAUCAUUACUUCUCAGAUGACGAGACACAUUUGCCGGAUGCACCCAAGCGUUUACCCAAAGGCACUUCGUCUUACCAAUCGGCGUGGUUUCUAGGUGACGUGUCUGAUUCUGGCUCAGACUUUGAGGAUGCAGUAGACGAUGAAGGUGAUCUGGAUAUGGAAGCAGCAGCGUUACCUCAGGACGGGCUUGAAGGGUUCGACAAAGCCACACCCAAAGAGCCUACCGAAGCAACACCCUCUGAAUACCCCCAAUCCGAGAUGUUUCUGGAUCCGUCACCAGAUGACGAAGCUGCUCAAUUGGCAGAGUACAGAGCUCAGCGAAAGAUCGAAGCCAACGAAGAUCUCGAAUUCCCAGAUGAGAUCGAGCUUCAUCCUAAUGUGCUCGCUCGAGAACGACUUGCACGGUACAGAGGCCUGAAAAGCUUGAGAACGAGCCAUUGGGAGACGAGCGAAGACCGAGCACAUGAGCCUGAGGAGUGGAACAGAUUACUUCAAGUGCCUGACUACAAGAGAGCGAAGAAGCAAGUCGACAAUGACUCUCUAGUGGGCGGUGUACAGCCUGGCAGACGGGUUCACGUACAUUUGCGCAACGCGCCCCUUGUUCUCCAGCAAUCACACAAUCCUACACGGCCGUUGGCUCUCUACUCGUUUCUGCAGCACGAGCAGAAACGAACAGUGGUCAACUACAGCGUCACACUGAGCUCUGACCAUCCUAGCCCGCUGCGAUCGAAAGACCAGUUGAUCCUGCAGUGCGGCUCUCGUCGGUUUUUCAUCAAUCCAAUGUACUCUCAAUCUGGUAAUACCCCCAACAAUGUUCACAAGUUCCUGCGCUACCUCCACCCUGGCCAGACCGCCAUCGCAUCCUUCAUCGCACCGAUCACCUGGGGUUCUGUUCCUGCGCUUUUCUUCCAACCAUCGGUUUCCAUACCUGGCACACUUCUUGGCUUGGUAGCAACGGGCACCUCGCUCCCUGCCUCCACUUCGCGUGUCAUUGCCAAGCGUGUCAUAUUGACUGGGCACCCGUACAAGAUUCACAAGAAGCUUGUCACUGUUCGGUACAUGUUCUUCAACAAAGAAGACGUACAGUGGUUCAAGGCUCUGCAGCUGUGGACGAAGCGAGGGAGGAGUGGCUUCAUCAAGGAAAGUCUCGGAACUCAUGGGUAUUUCAAGGCUACCUUCGAUGGUAAGAUCAAUCCCCAGGACGCAGUAGGUGUAAGUCUGUACAAGAGGGUAUGGCCUAGAGAGGCUAGGCCGUGGACUGAGGCGGAGACAAGCAGUGGGUCUCAAGAAGAGGAAAUGCCUCCGGUAGGCUAG